This is a messenger RNA of Cuculus canorus (common cuckoo), 10546 nucleotides long. RefSeq names its product neuropilin 2 (gene NRP2). Gene Ontology annotation, cellular component: membrane. The transcript is spliced from 17 exons. Gene Ontology annotation, molecular function: vascular endothelial growth factor receptor activity; semaphorin receptor activity. The coding region runs from base 226 to 3060 and encodes 944 amino acids. Gene Ontology annotation, biological process: axon guidance; angiogenesis; vascular endothelial growth factor signaling pathway. The record is from RefSeq and is a predicted model, not a curated record. NCBI's taxonomy places the organism in Eukaryota, Metazoa, Chordata, Aves, Cuculiformes, Cuculidae.
UGCCGCCCUGCCUGAAAAGGCUGCGAGGCGCCGCCGGGGAAGGAGAGGAGGCGCAGACGGCGCCCCAGCCCGCACCGCCGCCGCGCCCCGGGGGAUGCCCUAAGGGAGAGGCGCUCGCUCCGCACCGCAGCCCGGGGGACGCCGCCCCGUCGCCAGUGGGACGCCCGCGCCCCGGGGCAGGGUGGCGAAGCGGGGCCUCGGGUGCGUUUUAAUUUCUCGCCGAGGAUGGAUAGGAUUCUUUUUCUCGCGUGGGGAUUCCUAGGGCUGUGCUUACCCGGCUCCGGAGGCGCGGCGGAGACAGCUCAGCCAUGUGGGGGCCGCCUGAACUCCAAGGAUGCUGGGUAUAUCACCUCCCCAGGGUACCCCAAUGACUACCCCUCCCACCAGAACUGUGAGUGGGUCAUCUACGCCCCUGAGUCCAACCAGAAGAUUAUCCUCAACUUCAACCCUCACUUUGAAAUCGAAAAGCAUGACUGCAAGUACGACUACAUUGAGAUCCGAGAUGGGGACAGUGAAGCGGCAGACCUGCUGGGCAAGCACUGUGGGAACAUAGCACCUCCUACCAUCAUCUCUUCUGGCCCCUCUCUGUAUAUCAAAUUCACCUCAGACUACGCACGGCAAGGGGCCGGUUUCUCCCUGCGCUACGAGAUCUACAAGACAGGCUCGGAGGACUGCUCCAGAAACUUCACUGCCUCCAAUGGCACUAUCGAGUCUCCAGGUUUCCCUGACAAGUAUCCACACAACCUGGACUGCGUCUUCACCAUCAUAGCCAAGCCAAAGACAGAAAUCCUCCUCCACUUUCUGCUCUUUGACCUUGAGCAUGACCCGCUGCAGGCAGGAGAAGGAGACUGCAAGUACGACUGGCUGGACAUCUGGGAUGGCAUCCCUCAGGUUGGCCCCUUGAUAGGCAGGUACUGUGGCACUAAGAUGCCAUCGGACAUCCGCUCAACUACCGGCGUCCUCUCACUCACCUUCCACACUGACCUGGCAGUGGCUAAAGAUGGUUUCUCUGCUCAGUACUACUUGAUCCAGCAGGAAGUACCAGAAAACUUCCAGUGUAACAUGCCACUGGGUAUGGAGUCUGGCAGGAUCUCCAACAUGCAGAUCAGUGCCUCCUCCACCUACUCAGAUGGACGAUGGACCCCUCAACAGAGCCGACUCAACAGUGAUGACAAUGGCUGGACCCCCAAUGUGGACAGCAACAAAGAGUACCUCCAGGUGGACCUCCAAUUCCUGACUGUGCUUACAGCCGUUGCUACACAGGGUGCCAUCUCCAGAGAAACCCAGAAUGGCUACUAUGUCCGUACCUACAAGCUGGAGGUCAGCACCAAUGGGGAGGACUGGAUGAUGUACCGACAUGGGAAAAACCACAAGACAUUUCAGGCCAACGAGGACGCCACAGAGGUGGUUCUCAACAAGAUCCACAGUCCAGUGCUCACACGUUUCGUGCGCAUCCGUCCGCAGAGCUGGCACAAUGGCAUUGCCCUGAGGCUGGAGCUGUAUGGCUGCCGCAUCACCGAUUCACCCUGCUCCGGCUUGCUGGGAAUGCUUUCUGGCCUCAUCCCUGACUCACAGAUCUCGGCCUCUUCCAUCAGAGGCUAUGACUGGUCUCCCAGCAUGGCCCGCCUGGUGAGCAGCCGCUCAGGCUGGUUUCCCCGAGUCCCCCAAGCCCAGCCUGGGGAAGAGUGGCUGCAGGUGGACCUCGGCGUCCCAAAGAAUAUCAAAGGCGUCAUUAUCCAGGGGGCUCGCGGAGGAGACAGUGUGACCACCACUGAGUCCCGCUCCUUUGUGAAGAAGUUUAAGGUGGCUUACAGCAUGAAUGGAAAGGACUGGGACUUCAUCCAGGACCCCAAAACAAUGCAAGCCAAGCUUUUUGAAGGCAACAUCCACUAUGAUAUCCCUGAAGUCCGGAGGUUUGACCCUGUUCCUGCCCAGUAUGUCCGAGUGUACCCAGAGAGGUGGUCCCCAGCGGGAAUAGGAAUGCGCCUGGAAGUGUUGGGCUGCGACUGGACAGAUGCGAAGCCCACUGCAGAGACUCUGGUGCCCACUUUGAAGAGUGACGAGCCCACUACCCCAUACCCAACUGAUGAAGAGGCAACUGAGUGUGGUGAUGGCUGUGGAGAAGAGGAGGAUUUCCGUCUCCCUGCAAACUUCAACUGCAACUUUGAUCUCCCUGAAGACCUCUGUGGUUGGUCACAUGAUUUGACAACGGGUUAUACAUGGUCUUUUCAGCCUACGAACAUGUGGAUUGGCAACUCUGAACCAAGCCUUGAUACUGUGCCUGAUGGGAAGAAUUACCUGCAGCUGCAGAGCAACGGGAGGAGAGAAGGCCAGCGAGCCCGGCUCAUCAGUCCCACCAUCUAUCUGCCCCGGAGUGCUGUGUGCAUGGUCUUUCAGUACCAGGCAUGGGGCAGCAAUGGGGUGAUGCUGCGGGUCUGGCGGGAAGCCAGACAGGAGCACAAGCCACUCUGGGUCAUCAUGGAGGACCAAGGGGAGGAGUGGAGGGAAGGCCGCAUCAUCUUGCCGAGCUACGACAUGGAGUACAGGAUUGUGUUUGAGGGAUUUAUACGCAACGGCCACUCAGGAGAGCUCGCCCUCGAUGACAUUCGACUAGGCACCGACAUCCCACUGGAGAACUGCAUGGAACCCAUCACAGCUUUUCCAGGUGAGAACUUCUACUUUCCAGUGAACUUCCCAAGAAUGGAGGAUGACUUUCCAAUCUCUGAGCAAGACUUUGAAGACAACGAUGAUCCAGAUUACUUUGGAUCGGAUAGGAACGACACACUGUUCUCUACUAACUCUCCAGGGACCCCAAAGCUGGACAAAGAAAAAAGCUGGCUCUACACUCUGGAUCCCAUCUUGGUAACCAUCAUAGCAAUGAGCUCUCUUGGUGUCCUUCUUGGGGCCAUCUGUGCUGGUCUGCUUCUCUACUGCACAUGCUCAUACGCUGGGCUAUCUUCACGGAGCUCCACCACACUGGAAAACUACAAUUUCGAGCUGUAUGAUGGCAUCAAGCACAAGGUUAAGAUGAAUCACCAGAAGUGCUGCUCAGAGGCCUGACAGGUGCCCUGGGGUUCACCCUCGGCAUUGCACCCAGUGAGGUGGGCUGACGGGGGGGUUACUUUUUUUGCUGUUUUCUAUGGGAACUGAAUGCCAUAAUGGGGAACAAGGAGCGGCAGGAGGAGCAAUGGGAGGUGCUGCUCCUGCCAUUAGGUCCCACCAGCAGGUCACAUUCUGCUAGGACCAAGCAGGCAUUCCUGCAAAUCAGACUCUGCUGGGUAAGGGGGGGGCGAGGCCCUUGUUUGUUGGUUCAUCUUCAUUUUCUGCUGAUGUGAGUGGCUGGGACGUGGCAAGGGAGACUGGUUUACCUUUUGGAUGUGAGAAACUAAAUGUUGAUCCUUAUUUCCCACCUCUUUUCUCUAGUGGGUUGCUGAGAAGGCUGAGGGAUUUCUUCAGCCACCUUAUCUUUAGAAAUAACACAAACACACACUUAGAGACCCCGUCCAUUUUAGACCCUGUCCAGACACCGUUUUGGUGUGGGGAUUUGUGCACCUCAGGCUAAGUCCUCAAAGGUGCAGUUUCCAGUCCUGAAAAUAGAAGGGUGUUGUUACCUGCAACUUUCCUUCUCCUGGUAGGAGGAGAAAGGUGGGAUGCUGGGUUUAGUGUCAAUGGUAACAGCAGCGCUUUUUGAAGUUAUUACAAAAUGAAAUAGAAAGGCAACUCUAUGUCUAGAAGCACCUCUUUGAGAGAAGCUGAAGAGCCUUAAAGUGUUUUGUGAAUAAGAGCCAUUUAUUAAAUCCAUAUCUUGGAUUGCGACAGCUGAGGCCUUCAUCGGGAAGGCCUUUCUUUGAAUCUCCCACCCCUCUUGAUCCUGCCCUUUUUUUUUUUCUAUAAUGAGAAAAUUGCAGCAAACAAAAGACAGAGCCUGUCGGGCUCCCAGCGCUCAGGCCACAGCUUUGGGAAGGGGGCUUCACUUGGGCUUUGACUUGAGAUACAGCACUGAGGCCUCUCCGAAUUGCCAGGGAGGGAAAAUGAAGAGGGAAGGAGAUGGGAGCUGUGGUGGGAGCCAUGCCUACGUUCCCAGACAUGACACCUGCUGGCCCACUCACCUUUGCAGCACCCCCCUUCUUCCCGGAGCUGGUGGGCGCAAGCUGGCGCUGCCAGCACCUAUGGACCAAACAGCUGCUGUUGUAUCCUCUUCAGAGCAAAGCUGCACUACUCCUGACCAGCAGCAAAACUCUGAAGUUUUAUUUAUGAGCUGUGUUUUGUUUUACUUUGAACAAGUGCCUUAGAAGAAGUAUUUUUCCUCCGUCUGAUGAUCAAUGCUGUAUCAAACAAGAAGUGAGGCCUUCAUCCUUCCCCAGCAAAACACUCUUCUUCACUGCUCUCUACCAGGUAGAGCCCAGCUGAAGAAGUCUGGUCCUUCUGCUUUCAAGUGGUCUGGCUACAUUGUCUGGCAGCUGAUACCUCUCCACUUAGCGCUCUGCUGUGGGAGAGGAGUGUUAUGAAAAACAAUUUAAUGGAGAGAAGGAGUUCAGAUGCUGACCCCCAAACCAAUGCCUUCGUUUCCAAUUCAGUAGACAGAUCACCCCUAUCAGCUUGCACAUAUAUAAGCAAGAAACUUUUCCAGCACAUUGGGUUUCCUUUUCCAGGGGUUCUUUGGAAGUACCUGACAUGUCCUGAAUUUACAUUUUUGCCUAGCAAACAGUUUGGGUUGGGGGAUGGACUUUUUUCCCCCUCAUUACCCGCGGAGCACCAAAAGUGUGAUGUGCUGUGAAGCUCAGUUUGCACAGCCCCUGCAAACACAUCCUGCAGGAGGACAGGUGAGUGGGGAGAUGAGCAACAUCUGGAAAGGCGAUGAGCAUGGACAGUGCCACAGCUGCUCCUUGGUGCCGUGGGAGUAGGAACAUUUGUCUAGUGAUUCAUGAAAAGCUCCAUCAGACAGUAAGUUUUUAGGGGAAAAAAAGACUUCUCCACUGUAAGAAAGGCGCACGUGUUACUGGGGAAGCAGAUACCAGCAGCUGUGUCAUCAAAACAUCCACGGUUCAUACACACGCACGCAGAGAUGCACACACAAAAAAGGCCUUCAUUUUUUUAAUUCACACUGUGCGCCCAACAGAAAUGGCAGUAAACGUCUCUCAGAUUCUCCUUUCAAAUCACCUUAUUUCUUUUGGCAUUCUUUGUGGACAAGUUCCACAGGGGUGUUAUUUUACUGCACAAAAGAAACAGAGGCAGUAAGAGGAAAUGUACCAGACCGUUAGACCGUUUCAAAGCUGGAUUGCUGCUGCUGCUGGAUGAUUUUUAUCCCCUUCGAAUCACAGGUGAGGGGGAGGUUGAAUAGAAAAGGACCAUUCAGUAGAAGAGUCGACUUAGGCAAACAAUAGGUGAAAAUAUAUAAUUAAAAAGGUGACGUUAUGGUGUCUAGUAGGCGUACAGAGAGAAGAGUUCGUAUAUACAUAUAUUCAGAAAUAGUGUGUUUGCACACGCACGUGAAUUCUCUGUAUGUAUCGUGUAUGUGACUUAUUCCGUGGGACUGACUCGUGUUAAUAUAUCUCUUGAUCUGGGGCAGGAGAGUACUGCCAAUCUUGGCACUAACUUGGCAUGGGCCCAGCAAAGCAUCUGCCCUGCGUGUCCGAUUUGCCCCUUCAGACGGGGCAGGGCCCACGCGUGUGCGCUUGCUGGGCGGGAGCAGGCCAAUAAUGCUGCAAAGCCGAUACCUCACUUACCUCUGCUGGGUGCUUUACUGUUCUACAGAAAACUGUGUUUGAUUGUAACUUCAACAGGGAAAAAGCAUUCAAUUCAUUGCAUCCUUCUCAGCAAAUAGAUUAGGUUUGCUGAUUGCAAUUCCCUCUGUGAAAUCCAGAAAAUGAAAAAAAAAAAGAAAUUGGUAUUAAUGCCGUUGCUGAAAUAGGCUUUUGCGUCCACACCUUUCCCAUGGUAUGGAUGUGUUGCUAAUGGGCAGGCUGUAGUGCUGGGUGAUUUCAUUUUGUGGGAAGGUGCUGGGGGUGCCCAUGGGAAUUAAACCAUUAAGAAAUUAUAUGCAGAAAUGGAACUUCUCCAAGGUUUGCAGUUCAAGGUAUUUGACCGUUCACUGGCUGAGCCAGGACUUAUGGACUUAAAAGAGCUUUUACUGUGAUUCUUCAGUGUAAAAAAAAAAACACAAAAAAAAAACCAACAAAAAAAAUCAAACUGUGUUUAUAUGAUUUGUAUAAAAACCUUUUAAAAUUACUAUUUAAUAAACAUGAUGGUAGAGAUUAUGUUUCAGUGGCUUUUUUGUUUAUGACAGAGCAAUACCAAGGAAACUAAACUGAGAGGGCAACGGCCAACCAGAACCCCCAAGGGAAACUGAGGCACGGCUGGAGGCACACGGGGGCCAUGCCCACCACCCUCCUUUGCUGCAUGCUGCCCGUCCCCUUGGGGAGGUCACCGCAGGCUGUCUGUCACCCCAAGGUGAGUUGGGGCUGCCAUGUAGACCCUGUGCUCACACGCAUCCUCUCACUCCAACAUGGCCUCCCCUCCUGGAGCCAGGGAUGGCUGGAAGCUGCUUUGGUCUAACAGCAGCACCUGUAUGCAAAGCCAAAUGCUGACACGGGCUCCGUGCCAGCACUGCUGCCGAUCCCCAGCGUGGUUUUAGGCUAAGAAAAACGUCAUUUAGGACUAAGCUUGGGUUUGACCAGAAAGGUCCAGUCGAGGCUUUGCAGUGCAACCACAUAACACAGUAACAUCCAGCCAGGAGCGAUGUGGGUUGACCGGGACACUGUAGGGAUUCUAGCUGCACACAGGGCUGGAGGUGACUCAGAUGUGGUGGAACCAUGCACAGAGCAGCCUGCGCCCUCUCUGCCUCCUUCAAGCCAGCCUUGGGGAUGUGCAGGGGACCAGACUGUCCCAGCUCAGCCACCUGAGCCAGGGUUCAGGUGCUGGGUGCCAGCAUGUCCUUGUCCUGGUCCCACAGCCCUGUGAUGGUAGGCAGUGACUCGGAUGGCCUAGUCCUCUGCAGUUCACCAUCAGCCCCACCUUUGGGUGUCACAAGGUAUCUGGGAGCAGAGACUCCCAGCAAACCCCAUAACCAAGCCUAGCCCCACACACUUGUCUUCUCCACCCUCUGUCCAUUCUGUUCCACUGCCCUGAUGAUGGCCUUGGCCUGGGGGAGACUUGUAUCUCUCAGGGGUUCCAGGCAGCCGGGAGCCAGCACAGGGCUGCAGGGAGCCAGCUGGAGAAACAGUGGGGCUGAAUCUACAGCAUGGAAACUCUUGUUUAUUUAUGGGCACCCUGACAAACGAGAGCAAAUCCAUCAAGCCCUGGACAUCUCCAAAGCAAAUGAAAUUUUGCUGCCGUCUCCUUACCUCCAACAUAGUGCACCCCUCCCAAAGUGCAUGUGUGUUAAAGAGGGUCUUUAAGCGAUGAAGAGCAGCAGGCAGCUUAGAUGAAGAUGACAGUGUAGCUGCAACCUUGACAGCUCUUCCUUCACCCAGGAAUAAAGAACUGAUGUGCAGAUUGAUACCUGGGGGAGAGGCUGUCAGUGAGCAGGACGGAGACGGCAGAUAAGCGACUCAAUCAGUGUCAGACCUGUCCUGCCGUAACACCGCCUGUAAAUCAUUGUGGUUAAAGAGGUGCCUCCGCUAAAGUGAGGAGCAGAAAGCAGGUAAUAGAAAAAUGGGUGGUGAAGCAGAUGUGUGCACUGGUUGGGUUAAAAGCCUGAUCGCUGGGCUGCGGCUGCCACCUGGGCAUGAAGGGGCAGCAGGCACCCGCUUUGUGAUACUGAAAUCUUUAGGGGUUGUUUUUAGCAGCACAAGCUGGGAUUGCAUCUGGGUGGGCUGCCCUGGGGCUGGCCAGGUGGGGUGGCACCCGGGGAGUGCCUGUUUCCCUGCUGCGUUUGCCAUGCACACUCAGGUACCCGCUGCCAGUGGAGGCUCGAGGGUGUGGGGCAGCAGCAGCAGCAUUUCAUGUUGCACCAGAGUAAUCGGCAUCUGAGCAGGCCAAUUAAAUUGAUUUCACCAUUCUCGGGCUGCUCCAAGGUAGGGAUUCAGCUGCUCCAACAUGUCCUCGAGAGCUGAUUGCGACUGUGCAUGCACGCUUGCUGUCUCUCUCACCCUUUCUUCUUUGAAAUAUUCCUUUGCUUUCUGGUUUAAUGGGAAAAAUCUUUUCCAAUAAUGACUUGCUCUCUGGACAGCUGGGGGCUUGGCAGUGAAGGGGAGCCAUGGGGCUGAGCUAAUGAGUGGAUUCGUAAUUAAUUAAUUGAAGGCAGGUGCAAGUGGAGCUUCCCGUCGCCUGACUCUCCUCCAUCUCUCUCUGAAGAGCGCCUCUGUCUCCUGGAGCCUAGUGCUAUCACCAACUGUUCAAGGGGAUUGAGUGAAACCUGGUGCUGGCUUUGCCAUGGACAGUGACUUUGGCAGGCAGGAUGGAGGCUGGUGCUUGCAUCCCCUCACCAUGGGGAUCAUGAGGAAACUGCCCAUUUCAACACCUUGCCUUUAUGUCUCCAUACCUGCCAGGCUCCAUACACUCAGACCAUGAUGACUGGCACCCAUAAAGGCAACCUUCUCUCUGCAGGGCAGCUCCCUGCUGCCCCUCCCUGGAGAAAUUUGAUUGCCUUGUUUACUGGAGCUGCACUGAGUUAGUUCACGCUUUACAGCUUUAUAUCCCAGGUGAGCCAAAAACUCACCUGGACAUGAGAGGUGAUGGUGAACCCCCAAGUGCAGAUUCCCGUUCAGCUGAGCACUAGAGACCCCACUGCAGUCAGUGCCACUGCUGCUCAGUCCACACCACAUCCAUUUAGCCUUACUUUGGCUGCUCUGGUGGGCACUCAGCAGAGCCCUAUUGCUGUGAGUACAGAGAAGACCCUGAGUUUUGGUCCAUACAUGUCCAUACAGGACUUGCAUUUCAUUCAAUAGGUCCGUAUUGUUCCUUGCACUGGUCAGGCAGGACUAGGCUUUCCUUUCAUUGCCUUUUACAGGCAGUGACCUAUUGAAGGAAACAAACUUACCAUGACUGAAGCAGCUUAAUAGGAAAAUAACUAAUCCGUAAUGUGUUGAGAGGGAAUGACUCCUCUCUAGGCUCCUGUAUCGUAACUCAGUUACACCACUAAUAUCCAAAAUGGAAAGCACUGAAUUAAACACUCAGCGUCUCUACCCCCGCCUUGGCCCGAGUGCCAAAAAUCAAGCGGAGAAAUAUAGUGCUGCUUCCUUGUGCUGCAGCCGUGGGUGGAGGGCUGUGGGAUGAGCCAGCGUGGGCUGGCGGCUCAGGACUGUUUGCUGCAAAAGGCUUUGCUAAUAUUUCCUCAGUUAAAUGUUUACAAACCCAGAGGAAAUAGCUGUGCCAGAUGUGGCUGAUAAGUCCCUAUCAGGUCCCUCCUGGUGUAGCGCAGGGCUGCUUUGUCACCCUUUGGAUCAGCAGCCAAUCUCGUGCUUAAUAACAGAGUUGACUGACUUCUUUACAAACGCCAUCAAAGCUUCAAGCGCUACUUUUGCCCUUCUUGUCUCUUGGGCUCAUACAGAAAGUAACUCUGACCUGGUCUCAAGCCCAGCCUGCCUCACAGCUCUUGAGCCACAGUCCCAAGUGGAGUGGCCUUCACCAGAGGCACACGGCAUCUCUUCCCUCAUGCCACCACCUCCCCGAUAAGCUCUGUUGGACAAUGCAGAGACUGCCCCUCGGGAAGCGCUUCCCGAAGGUAUCCUGCACCAGCAAAGCGGGGCAGCUCUUCCAGCAGCCUUCAGAGACAGCUGUUGCCAAAUGAAUGUCAACCUCAUAUUUUAAGAAGGCAGUCGAUGUGUUUACCAGAACGAGGGAGCCCUUUACAGCGCAGCAAUAAUCCAGCGCUCGGCCAUGAAAUCCUCAGCACAGUGUCACAUCCAUCCCUUUCGGUGGAGGAGUUUUAUUAACUUUGGGUGUGAAAAGUUCUGGAGAGCAAGAAGUCUGUCUCUCUCUGAGAGAAAUAAGGAUGAUUUAAGCAGUCUGGGUCUGUUUGAGAUGGAGAGCGAGUCCCCCAGCUGACACAUCAGAGGGAAGAACUGUAAGCCGAGGCUGCAUUUAUUAAAGAAGGAAGCUGGGGCUGUGUAAAGCCAACCUUUCUAAGCACUCCAUGAGAGCAUUUUAAUAAAAAGCACAACAAGCCUGCAACAAAUCAUGGCUUGGAAGCAAAAAAAAAAAAAAAAAUGUCAAUUCCUGUCAAGUUUUGAAAAAUUGUUUGAGCUUAAGGAAAAGCGAAUUCCUGCUAUGCUCCCCUCCUCUGCCCUUCACUCCCGUACAGGAGCAAAGCCACCCUAAACACCACCUGCGACACACCGCAAAUCAUGCUGGGGAGGAGGGGAUACAGCCACCAACCCAGCCCCAGGAAGCCCCCACAGAAGGAUUGAAGCUUAAAGAAAAUGAAAUUUAUAGUCGGAGCAUUAAAAUAUUAAAGGGCCUUAAAGAACAGCCAUUAAUCUGAUUUGGGUGGGGGGACCACAAUUCUGUCACCAGGCAGAGACAAACGGCUGUGGGACUUGACAACUCAUAUAAAUCUGGCAGAGGAGAAGAAAUAAAGCCCAAUCAGACCAAAAAAAAAAUAAAA